AGGUGGAUAUGCAUGAAUGUCUGCACUUGUUUGGCAAAGGCAAAUUUUGAAGCGAUUCCUUGAGGGCGCUGCGAGUGUAGACAGGAUCUGGAGAGUCCACACCGGCACCAUGAAGCACUUCCUGCGAAUGUUGAUCCAGGUAUGCCUGUAUUUUUACUGUAAGUUUCUGUGGCGCUGCCUGAAAUUUGUCAUGAGGAAGCUAACCGGAAGAUGUGAACUGCAACGCAUCUGUUACAACACCAAGCCUGGAGCUUCUAGGACCAUGAAAAUCGAAACAUCACUGAGGGAGUCAAAAAGCAAGCUGUUGCAGACUUCAGUGAGUGUUCACCCUGAUGCGAUUGAAAAAACUAUAGAAGACAUCAUGGAACUGAAAAAAAUUAACCCCGACAUAAAUCCACAGCUGGGAAUCUCUCUUCAGGCUUGCCUUCUGCAGAUCGUGGGGUACAGAAACCUUAUCGCAGAUGUGGAAAAACUACGCAGAGAGCCCUAUGACUCUGACAACCCCCAACAUGAAGAAAUGCUUUUGAAGUUAUGGAAAUUCUUGAAGCCCAAUACUCCACUGGAAUCUAGGAUUUCUAAGCAAUGGUGUGAAAUUGGUUUCCAAGGUGAUGAUCCUAAAACAGAUUUUCGAGGAAUGGGACUUCUGGGACUGUACAAUUUACAGUAUUUUGCAGAAAGAGAUGCUACAGCAGCCCAGCAAGUCCUCUCUGACUCUCUUCACCCCAAAUGCAGGGAUAUCACUAAGGAAGAAAUAAGCAAAUUCAGCAAAGCAGAAUGGGAGAAGAAGAGGAUGGACAAGGCAAUUGGAUACUCCUUUGCAAUCGUGGGCAUCAACAUAACUGACCUGGCGUAUAAUCUACUGGUCAGCGGAGCUCUAAAAACCCAUUUCUACAACAUCGCGCCAGAAGCCCCAACAUUGUCUCACUUCCAGCAAACGUUCUGCUAUUUGAUGCAUGAAUUUCAUAAGUUUUGGAUCGAAGAGGACCCCAUGGACAUAAUGGAAUUUAAUCGUGUGCGUGAGAAAUUCCGCAAGAGGAUUAUAAAACAGCUGCAGAACCCAGACAUGGCGCUGUGCCCGCACUUCGCUGCCUCGGAAGGUUUAAUCAACAUGUAGUCGCCCACGCCGGUUUGAACGGAUACCCUGGAACACUGCCUCAUUGUCUCGUUAGAUCUCCGCCUAGGUCGCAGCUCGCACACUGAAUGCACACAGUGAUUGUAUGCAUGCCUUUUGGUACAGUAUUUUCAUCUCCUGGUCAUGAUUCUGAGAUCCCCAGAUACCACCACUAUCCUGGAGUAUCUGUCAUCCAGUGACUGCUCAUAUCGUGGCAUUAUGCAGUGUUACAUCUUGCCUUGACACCCAGGUAUGGAGAGAGUUUUCUAUUUUUUUAGGUUUUUUUUUUCCCUCCCUCUCAUCAUUCAGCAUUCAAGAACUGUAUUUCCCUAGCUGUAUUUUGUAAGUAAGAGGUUUAGCUGAAUCUCGUUCUGUGAAAGCCUUUUCAUUUUUCGAUAUGUUUCAUGACUACUGCUGCUAGCUUUUCAAGCCAGGUUCAUGCUUGGACCUCCUUCUGAUCAAGUAUAAGACUUUAAAAAUAAUACAGACAGACACAUGAUAAGCCAAACUUCCUGCAAACAUAGCUGCACUUCAUGACAAUGUAAUGAGGCUUUCGAGAAGUAACUUUAGGUAGGAGCUGUUUUAGUUUAAAGUACCGCAGAAUUAUAUAUAGUGCAACUCUCCCUGCCCCUUGUUGCUAUUGUGUCAUUGUCGCCUGGAUAUCAAAUUAUUUUAUUCCCAUAAUUUCACUGGCUUAGAUUCCUAACGAUGUUUAUGAUAUGCGGGGCCUCGAAAAAGAAGUAAGCAUAUUCCCAAAGCUGCAAAACGUUUUUCACUGCCUGCUUCUUGCUGAAUUCAGAGUUAAACCCUGGCGCUGUUCUGAUCCAAGCAUCUUUGCUUGGGGAACUGAGUGCUGACUGACUUGUUUUCUGUGACGAGGGGCAAUAUUAAAAAAACUAUUUAUAAGAAAAUGCGUGGCAAGAAAGCAGCCUGACCUUUGUCACGCGGCAGUAUUUCUUGCAAACAACGACCUUGUCUUGUAUCCGUGGAAGACGUAUAUUGCUCGGAGGGGGAACGUCACUUCAUUCCAAAACGGCGAACAAUCAUUUUUAAAACCAUGGUUUAGUUUGGAAUUAUGAUUGUAGUCUGUUGAAUAGCAUUUUGCCAUGGCAUUUCAUACCCAUGGUAUUUUAUACCUUCUGACUCUCAAUUUUAGUAUUAUUAGAUGUUUGUGUAAUCACUUGCUUAUUUAAAUGAAUUUCGAGUACUGCCUAAUUGUCAGUUAUAUGAAUAAACUACAUGUCAUUCUACUGUAACA
Molecule: messenger RNA, 2369 nt
Organism: Carlito syrichta (Philippine tarsier)
Lineage: Eukaryota; Metazoa; Chordata; Mammalia; Primates; Tarsiidae
Gene: ELMOD1
Product: ELMO domain containing 1
Exons: 12
Coding region: 17-1114 (365 amino acids)
Molecular function (GO): GTPase activator activity
Source: RefSeq, a predicted model, not a curated record